UAAGGUUGUUAAAAAAAUACUAGUAUAUUUUUAAAUGUUGUAAAAAUAUUUUGCCAAAAAAAAAAUGUUGUAAAAAUAUUUGUUGUGAUUUGACCUUCUCCCCCCAAUUUUAUCGGAACCGCACACUACUUUGUAGACCCCACCCGACUUAAUUUUUGUCACGUUGGACGGUUCAAUUCAAACGUGGCACAAACUAAUUCGCUCAUUAUCUUUAUUAUCACAACACAAAAAUCAAAUAAAAAAACAAAUUCCAAAUAUUAUCAUCACUAAAUUCUCGCUUUUUUUAAGCUAAAAAAGAUUUCCAAUCCAAAUUAUCCUUCUUUUACAAGUAGAGAUUAGAGAAAAAAGUAUUUAAUUUGGAAAAUACCAAUUUCUUCCUUAAAAAAAAAACAAGAAAUUUUGUUUCUGGGUGGAAACUUCAUUCAUAUUCAUUUGAUUGUUCACACGCUUUUCUGUUCCAAGAGGGCUGUCUUGUCUAAACGACGUUGUCGUGUUGACGUUGACAGCCCCCAAUUGUUCUUUCCUUCGAAGAUACUAUCAAUCAGAUUUUCAAUUUCAAAUAUUCACAUUCCAUAACCAACAACAAGGUACUAAAUCAACAGAAUAAUCUCUUCCUCAUAACAGAAUAUCCCUUUUUUUUAUUCUCUGCUUCGCGUUCUCUUUACGUGUUUUUUUUGUUUCUCCUUAUUUAUUGGAUUUGCAAUUGGAUACUAUACUCACCAACCCUCCAAUUUUUUAUUUCUGGGUCUCUUUUGUUUGCCUUAAAGCAUUGAACUUUUCAUUUAAUUUUGGUUUUUGAACGUGAUUUUCAUUCUGGGUCUUGUCAAUUUUCAUUGUGUGUAGAUAAAAACGCGGUUUUUGGUUUUGAUAAAAUUUCUGCAAUGAGUUCGUUUUCUGGAGCAAUUCAGAGACCCCUUGUGGCUGCUGCCGCUGUUGCAGCCGCUUCUUUAUCUACCGAGAAAUUACCAUUCAUUGGAUCAUCUCGUGAUUGUUCGACCUCCGGUUUCGAUCAUUCUCCAGCUUCUAACUCUUUGCAGGAAUCAUAUUCAUCAGUGGUUUCUCAAAUUUCUGAUUCAAAACUUGCUAACCUAUAUUUUGUGAACAAAAUUCGGGUUCCGGUUCCUAAUGUGAAUUUCCGGGUGCCGGCUUUGGGGUCAAAUUUGUACUAUUCUUCUGUUGCUUCAUCGCCACUUGUUAAAGAUUUGUAUCAGUCUGCUGAAUUGACUAGGUUUUCAAGGUUGUCGUCGUCCACUUGUUACAAGGGUGUCUCUAAUUCAACUUCUGAGUUCAUGUAUAAAUGGCAUUUGCCUGAACCCAAUGCUUUUGGUGGUUCAUCUGUGAAAUCGAAGACGGUGGUGGUUUUGCUUGGAUGGUUAGGUGCAAAGCAGAAACAUCUAAAGAAGUAUGCUGAAUGGUACACUUCAAAGGGAUAUCAUGUCAUUACCUUUACAUUUCCAAUGGCUGAUGUAUUGAGUUAUAAGCCGGGAGGAAAAGCGGAACAAAAUGUUCACAUGCUUGUGGACCACUUGGCUGACUGGUUAGAAGAGGAGAAUGAAAAGAAUCUUGUCUUUCAUACUUUCAGUAACACUGGAUGGUUAACGUAUGGAGUUAUGUUGGAGCACUUUCAUAGGCAAGACCCGUCUUUGAUGGAAAAGAUUAGGGGCUGCAUUGUAGAUUCUGCACCUGUUGCAAACGCUGACGCAGAGGUCUGGGCCUCAGGUUUCUCAGCAGCAUUUCUCAAGAAGAAUAGCGUAGCUACAAAGGGGUGUGUAUCCUCUGAUGAUUCUGGCAUUAAAGUAUCAAUUGGCAGCAAUGAAGAUUUAGUACUCAAACCUAAGGCAACCGAAGCAGCUUUGCUGUUAGUACUAAAGAAAUUUUUUGAAGUUGUUCUGCAUCUCCCUUCAGUGAAUAGGAGGCUCUCUGAUGUUUUCAGCAUGUUAUCUACAAAGCAACCAGGGUGUCCACAGUUAUACAUGUAUAGUUCUGCAGACAGAGUCAUUCCGGCUGAUUCAGUGGAAUCGUUUGUCGAUGCACAGCGUAAGGCCGGACACAAUGUGAGGGCAUGCAAUUUUGUCUCGUCGCCCCAUGUUGAUCACUUUCGAAAUGACCCAAAAUUGUAUACUUCUCAGCUCAGUCAGUUCUUAGAGGAGUGUGUUAUUGACCGAUGUAAAUCUCACUAAUUCAUUGGUUCACUCAUACAGCAUAUAGUUUAUUCUUUUUGAUUUUUGAGAGAAGCCAUUCCAUUAAUUAAUGGUGAUUAGGACUUUCAAAAGUCAAUCCCUUUAAGGGAUCACUUACCUUUCACUGAUAGCUUAUCAUAAAUUCAUUGAUACAUUGAUAGUGCAAAUGAAAGACAUUGCAAUUUUUUUUAGUUGUUUCUUUCAUAUUGCAUGGGUUGACAAAGUACAGUGGUGUAUUGUUUUGUUAGUUGAUGGCAAAUAAUUUGAUCAUUGAUA
Molecule: messenger RNA, 2456 nt
Organism: Trifolium pratense (red clover)
Lineage: Eukaryota; Viridiplantae; Streptophyta; Magnoliopsida; Fabales; Fabaceae
Product: transmembrane protein 53
Exons: 4
Coding region: 882-2180 (432 amino acids)
Source: RefSeq, a predicted model, not a curated record